Artibeus jamaicensis (Jamaican fruit-eating bat) is the source of this 9654-nucleotide messenger RNA. It is a transcript of the gene HCFC1, whose product is annotated as host cell factor C1. Gene Ontology annotation, cellular component: histone methyltransferase complex. The transcript has 27 exons. NCBI's taxonomy places the organism in Eukaryota, Metazoa, Chordata, Mammalia, Chiroptera, Phyllostomidae. Gene Ontology annotation, biological process: regulation of DNA-templated transcription; chromatin remodeling. The coding region runs from base 1241 to 7648 and encodes 2135 amino acids. Gene Ontology annotation, molecular function: transcription coactivator activity; protein binding. The record is from RefSeq and is a predicted model, not a curated record.
AAGAUGGCGGCUCCCAGGGCGGAGGCGUGGAGAAGUGUUGAGGGGGCUCGCGGGGCUGGGCGCGCCUGCGCCUGACAGGGGCGCUGCCUGAACCCUAGCCGAGCGCGCAGCGACCCCAGUCCCUCGCCGCGAGGCAGUGCGGAGGCUUCUUUUAGGGGCGCGCCAAAGACGUACCCAAGCGAGGGCUGGAGGGGCAGUGACGUCACCCGACCCCGCCCCUCGCCCGACCGUCGCUGCCGCCAUGUUUAGUUGUUACUUCUUCACACAAGAUGGCGGCUCCCAGGGAGGAGGCAUGAGCACCCUGCCGUUACCGCUCCUCAUGCCGUACAGUUGCCACUUCGGGGCGUAACUCUGGCUCUUUGGAGCGGCUCCUGUGGGAAGGAGUUAUAAGGCGGGAAGCGAGGAUAGGACGUUUCCUUGAGUUUGGUUUGCAGUGGAAGAACUGACCCAAGAGGAAGAGAAUAGGGGAGAAGGGGGAGCUAAUCUCAAGAUGGCGGCUCCCAGGGCGGCAGGCGCAGCCUGAGCAGCAGAGGCGGACUGAGGGGAGAGGUUUGAGACCUCACAAGCCGUACAGCGCAAGCCUCCGAACAGUCCCCGAGAACUCGAGUUCGUUCCACUGGCCUCCGGCGCACCUCUAUUCCUUACGAGUGUCGAGACCGUUUCGGGAGCGUCGACGGCACUAAGUGCUGGGAGGGGAAGCGGGACGGUCUCAAGAUGGCGGCUCCCACAAUUGUGGUCUGAGCACCGGUGGGGCUGGGACAACCGCGGCGCUUGUGGCUCCUUUCCACCCGCCCCGGAAGCCGGCCAGUGCAGGGGACUUGGGGGGUGUGGGAACCGGGCCGGGGCUCCGCCAUUUCCGGCGGGUGAGGGCUACGAUUGAGGAAGGGAGGAGAGAGAGGCGGCUCAAGAUGGCGGCUCCCAGGGUCUCCCGCUCCAGCUUGUGAGCAGGAGCGCCCGGACAAGUAGUCAGAGCGGCGAGACUCGACGGCCUCCAGCUUCUCUGGCCUAGGCUCUCGACAGUUUCGGGGUGCUCUUGAGGAGUCGGGGUGAGCGAGAAGGAGGGGAAGAGUCAAAGGGAAGGAGGAUAUUUAAGAUGGCGGCCUCCAUGGAGCCGUCCACCGCUGUGUGAGGAACUGCUUCUCUGUGAGAGCUGCCUUAGACGAAAGGGGGUGUGUGGGAGGUGUUGGGGGCUCCUUUCCCGCUUGGUGACUUUUUCCCCACCGUGCCCUUUCCUGGAACUAUGGCUUCGGCCGUGUCGCCCGCCAACUCGCAAGCGGUGCUCCUGCAGCCCCGCUGGAAGCGAGUGGUGGGCUGGUCGGGUCCAGUGCCCCGACCCCGUCACGGCCACCGCGCCGUGGCUAUCAAGGAGCUCAUCGUGGUGUUCGGCGGCGGCAACGAGGGGAUAGUGGAUGAACUGCACGUGUACAACACGGCUACCAACCAGUGGUUCAUCCCAGCUGUGAGAGGGGACAUCCCCCCUGGGUGUGCAGCCUAUGGCUUUGUGUGUGACGGGACUCGCCUGCUGGUGUUUGGUGGAAUGGUAGAGUAUGGGAAAUACAGCAAUGACCUCUACGAGCUCCAGGCAAGUCGGUGGGAAUGGAAGAGACUCAAAGCAAAGACGCCCAAAAAUGGGCCCCCUCCAUGUCCUCGGCUUGGGCACAGCUUCUCCCUCGUGGGCAAUAAAUGCUACCUGUUCGGAGGUUUGGCCAAUGACAGCGAGGACCCCAAGAACAACAUUCCGAGGUACCUGAAUGACUUAUACAUCCUGGAAUUACGGCCAGGCUCCGGAGUGGUGGCCUGGGACAUCCCUAUCACUUAUGGCGUCUUGCCACCACCACGGGAGUCACACACUGCCGUAGUCUAUACUGAGAAAGACAACAAGAAGUCCAAGCUGGUGAUCUACGGAGGGAUGAGCGGCUGCCGGCUGGGGGACCUCUGGACCCUGGAUAUUGAGACUCUGACGUGGAAUAAGCCCAGUCUCAGUGGAGUAGCACCUCUUCCUCGAAGUCUCCACUCGGCCACAACCAUAGGCAACAAAAUGUACGUGUUUGGUGGAUGGGUGCCUCUCGUCAUGGAUGACGUCAAAGUGGCCACACACGAGAAGGAGUGGAAGUGUACCAACACACUGGCUUGUCUCAACCUGGAUACCAUGGCCUGGGAGACCAUCUUGAUGGACACACUGGAGGACAAUAUUCCCCGGGCCCGAGCUGGCCACUGUGCUGUAGCAAUCAAUACCCGCCUCUACAUUUGGAGUGGGCGUGAUGGCUACCGAAAGGCCUGGAACAACCAGGUCUGCUGCAAGGACCUGUGGUACCUAGAAACAGAAAAGCCACCGCCUCCAGCCCGGGUACAGCUGGUACGAGCCAACACCAACUCCCUGGAGGUGAGCUGGGGGGCAGUGGCAACCGCCGACAGUUACCUUCUGCAGCUCCAGAAAUAUGACAUUCCUGCCACGGCUGCUACUGCCACUUCCCCCACACCCAAUCCAGUCCCGUCUGUGCCUACCAACCCUCCCAAGAGCCCUGCCCCUGCAGCAGCCGCACCUGCUGUGCAGCCACUGACCCAAGUAGGCAUCACACUCCUGCCCCAGGCUGCCGCCACGCCCCCGACCACCACCACCAUCCAGGUGUUGCCGCCAGUGCCUGGAAGCUCGAUUUCUGUGCCCGCUGCAGCCAGGACUCAAGGUGUCCCUGCUGUUCUCAAAGUGACUGGUCCUCAGGCUACAACAGGAACCCCGUUGGUCACCAUGCGACCUGCUAGCCAGGCUGGGAAAGCCCCUGUCACGGUGACCUCCCUUCCUGCAGGCGUUCGAAUGGUUGUGCCUUCGCAGAGCGCUCAGGGCACGGUGAUCGGCAGCAACCCACAGAUGAGUGGGAUGGCUGCGUUGGCCGCUGCAGCCGCUGCCACCCAGAAGAUCCCUCCUUCCUCGGCGCCCACAGUGCUGAGUGUCCCAGCAGGCACCACGAUUGUCAAAACUGUGGCUGUGACACCUGGCACUACCACCCUCCCUGCCACUGUGAAGGUGGCCUCCUCGCCAGUCAUGGUGAGCAACCCGGCCACUCGUAUGCUGAAAACUGCAGCCGCCCAGGUGGGGACAUCCGUCUCCUCCGCUGCCAACACAUCCACUCGCCCCAUCAUCACAGUGCACAAGUCUGGGACUGUGACUGUGGCCCAGCAGGCCCAGGUGGUGACCACAGUUGUGGGUGGGGUCACCAAGACCAUCACUCUGGUGAAGAGCCCCAUCUCUGUCCCAGGGGGCAGUGCUCUGAUUUCCAAUCUGGGCAAAGUGAUGUCAGUGGUCCAGACCAAACCAGUUCAGACUUCAGCGGUCACAGGCCAGGCAUCUACGGGCCCGGUGACUCAGAUCAUCCAGACCAAAGGGCCCCUGCCAGCCGGGACCAUCCUGAAGCUGGUGACCUCAGCAGAUGGCAAGCCCACCACCAUCAUCACCACCACGCAGGCCAGUGGGGCUGGGAGUAAGCCCACCAUCCUGGGCAUCAGCAGCGUGUCCCCCAGUACCACCAAGCCUGGCACAACCACCAUCAUCAAGACCAUCCCCAUGUCAGCCAUAAUCACGCAGGCGGGCGCCACAGGUGUGACCAGCAGUCCUGGCAUCAAGUCCCCCAUCACCAUUAUUACCACGAAGGUUAUGACUUCGGGAACUGGAGCUCCCGCAAAAAUCAUCACUGCUGUCCCCAAGAUUGCCACUGGCCAUGGGCAGCAAGGCGUGACCCAGGUGGUACUAAAGGGGGCCCCCGGACAGCCGGGCACCAUCCUACGCACUGUGCCCAUGGGGGGUGUCCGCCUGGUCAACCCUGUCACUGUUUCUGCUGUCAAGCCAGCAGUCACCACAUUGGUCGUGAAGGGCACCACGGGCGUCACAACCCUAGGCACGAUGACAGGCACCGUUUCCACCAGCCUUGCUGGAGCUGGGGGCCACAGUACCAGCGCCUCUCUGGCCACACCCAUCACCACCUUGGGCACCAUCGCCACCCUCUCAAGCCAGGUGAUCAACCCCACUGCCAUCACUGUGUCGGCUGCUCAGACCACACUGACAGCGGCCAGUGGUCUCACCACCCCCACCAUCACCAUGCAGAGAGAGGGGGAAAGGAGGGAGAAAGAGAGGGAGAGAAACCAGUGUGUGAGAGAAACAUCCACCAGUUGCCUCUCACACGUGCUCCAACCAGGGACCUGGCCUGCAACCCAGCCUGUCUCCCAGCCUACCCAAGUGACUCUGAUCACAGCACCCAGUGGGGUUGAGGCCCAGCCCGUACAUGACCUCCCGGUGUCCAUUCUGGCCUCACCUACUACAGAACAGCCCACCGCCACUGUCACCAUUGCUGACUCUGGCCAGGGUGAUGUGCAGCCCGGCACUGUGACGCUGGUGUGCUCCAACCCACCGUGCGAGACCCAUGAGACGGGCACCACCAACACAGCCACUACCACCGUCGUGGCUAACCUUGGAGGGCACUCGCAGCCAAACCAAAUGCAGUUUGUCUGUGACAGGCAGGAGGUAGCCACUUCUCUUGUGACCACAGCGGUAGGGCAGCAGAAUGGCAGUGUGGUGCGCGUCUGCUCCAACCCUCCGUGUGAGACCCAUGAGACAGGCACCACCAAUACGGCCACCACUGCCACCUCCAACAUGGCCGGGCAGCAUGGUUGCUCCAACCCGCCCUGUGAGACCCACGAGACGGGCACCACCAGCACCGCCACCACUGCCAUGUCAAGCAUCGGUGCCAGCCAGCAGCGAGACACCCGGCAUACCUGUGUGGCCACCACCACCCCUGCUGUGGUUCGGGUCAGUGCGGCUGCUGGGGCACCGGAGGGAGCCCUUGGUUCCGUCAAGUCUUCAUGCCAGACUCGCCAGACCAGUGCGACCAGCACCACCAUGACUGUGAUGGCCAGCGGGGCCCUGUGCUCAGACAGCCCACUUCUUGGGCACAGCCUGGCACUGGAGGCCGAAGGCCACGGCACUGCUUUUGCUCAGUUGGCCUCUACGAGCGGCCAAGUUAGGCCCAGUGGCCCCGGCAGCAAGGACAGCCCUGUAGCCGAUCUGGGUCAGUUGGCGUCCGUGGAGUACCAGCUGGAGGCACACCACACCCACACAACCAACACCCCCACCACAGCCCUCGCCACAAUGUAUACUGGGGAGCCUGGCGAGGUGCAGGGGAUCCCCAUACUUGCAUAUGAGAGCUCACCGAGCUCUGCUGCGACUGUGACAGCCCUGGAGGCCCUGCUGUGCCCCUCGGCCACCGUGACCCAAGUCUGCUCUAAUCCACCGUGUGAGACCCACGAGACGGGCACCACCAACACAGCCACUACCUCGAAUGCGUGCAACGCCCAGCAAGUCUGCUCCAAUCCACCCUGCGAGACCCAUGAGACGGGCACCACCCAUACACCCACCACCGCUACUUCUGGUGGUGGUGCGGGCCAUCCUGAGGGGGGACAGCAGGCCCCUGCUAGCCGCCCCUGUGAGACCCACCAGACCACUUCCACUGGCACCACCAUGUCGGUCAGCGUGGGUGCCCUGCUCCCUGACAGCACCCCCUCCCUCAGGACCCUGGAGUCCGGGCUAGAGGGGGCAGCACCGCCCACCAUUGCUCCCCAGACCAGUGCUUCAUUGCUGGCUCCUUUCCCAACACAGAGGGUGUGCUCCAAUCCCCCCUGUGAGACACACGAGACAGGCACCACGCACACGGCCACCACCGUCACCUCCAACAUGAGCUCAAAUCAAGAUCCCCCACCAGCUGCCAGUGACCAAGGAGAAGUGGAGACCACCCAGGGCGAGAGUGUGAACAUCACCAGCUCCAGUGCCAUUAUGACAACUGUGUCCUCCACGCUGACACGGGCUGUGACUACUGUGACACAGUCCACACCAGUCCCUGGCCCCUCUGUGCCGAAGAUCUCAUCAGUGACUGAGACUACCCCAGGGGCUCUGACCACCGAAGUCCCCAUCCCGGCCACGAUAACAGUGACCAUAGCCAACACAGAAACUUCUGACAUGCCCUUCUCUGCUGUUGACAUCCUGCAGCCCCCAGAGGAGCUCCAGGCCUCCCCAGGGCCUCGCCAGCAGCUGCCGCCGCAGCAACUCCUGCAGCCCGCCUCCACACCCCUGAUGGGGGAGUCCACCGAGGUCCUGUCAGCCUCGCAGACCUCUGAGCUCCAGGCCGCUGUGGAUCUGAGCAGUACAGGGGACCCAUCCUCAGGCCAGGAGCCUGCCAACUCAGCCAUGGUGGCCACUGUGGUGGUCCAGCCACCUCCACCCACACAGUCUGAAGUAGACCAGUUGUCACUUCCCCAAGAGCUGAUGGCCGAGGCCCAGGCAGGCACUACCACCCUCAUGGUAACAGGGCUCACCCCUGAGGAGCUGGCAGUGACUGCUGCGGCUGAAGCGGCUGCCCAGGCCGCAGCCACGGAGGAAGCCCAGGCCCUGGCCAUCCAGGCUGUGCUCCAGGCCGCACAGCAGGCUGUCAUGGCAGGCAGUGGGGAGCCCAUGGACACAUCCGAGGCGGCGGGAGCCGUGACACAAGCGGAGCUGGGCCACCUGUCAGCUGAGGGCCAGGAGGGCCAGGCCACCACCAUCCCCAUCGUACUGACGCAGCAAGAGCUGGCCGCCCUGGUGCAGCAGCAGCAACAGCUGCAGGAGGCACAGGCCCAGCAGCAGCACCACCACCUCCCCACGGAGGCCCUGGCUCCUGCCGACAGCCUCAAUGACCCGACCAUUGAAAGCAACUGCCUCAGCGAGCUGGCCGGGGCUGUCCCCAGCACUGUGGCCCUGCUGCCCUCCACAGCCACUGAGAGCCUGGCUCCCUCCAACACAUUUGUGGCCCCCCAGCCGGUCGUGGGAUCCAGUCCCGCUAAGCUGCAGGCUGCUGCUACCCUGACCGAGGUGGCUAAUGGCAUUGAGUCCUUGGGCGUGAAGCCAGACCUACCACCCCCACCCAGUAAAGCUCCAGUGAAGAAAGAGAAUCAGUGGUUUGAUGUGGGGGUUAUUAAGGGCACUAAUGUAAUGGUGACACACUAUUUCCUGCCACCAGAUGAUUCUGUCUCAUCUGAUGACGACUCGGGCACUGUUCCAGACUAUAACCAGCUGAAGAAGCAUGAACUGCAGCCCGGCACAGCCUAUAAGUUUCGUGUUGCUGGGAUCAAUGCCUGUGGCCGGGGGCCCUUCAGUGAGAUCUCAGCCUUUAAGACGUGUCUGCCUGGUUUCCCAGGAGCCCCCUGUGCCAUUAAAAUCAGCAAAAGUCCAGAUGGUGCUCACCUCACUUGGGAACCGCCCUCUGUGACCUCCGGCAAGAUCGUUGAGUACUCUGUGUACCUGGCUAUCCAGAGCUCACAGGCCGGCGGCGAGGCCAAGAGCUCGGCCCCGGCCCAGCUGGCCUUCAUGCGGGUGUACUGCGGGCCCAGCCCCUCCUGCCUCGUGCAGUCCUCCAGUCUCUCCAAUGCUCACAUCGACUAUACAACCAAACCCGCCAUCAUCUUCCGCAUCGCCGCCCGCAACGAGAAGGGCUAUGGCCCAGCCACCCAAGUGAGGUGGUUGCAAGAAACCAGUAAAGACACCCCUGGCACCAAGCCAGCCAACAAGCGGCCCAUGUCCUCUCCGGAAAUGAAAACCGCUCCAAAGAAAUCUAAGGCAGAUGGUCAGUGAGAGGCAGCUGCUUUGCACCUGGAUUCCUCUCCCGACCCCCACCCCUGCUUCAGGAACAUCGCCUGCCAGGGCCCUACCUGUCCAUCCCACCCACCUGGCACUCACACCCUUUCAAGCUACUGGCCACCAUUCAUUCUCUCUCCUUUCUUGUCUGUUUAUAAAAUAAUCUCAAGAAAGCACAUUUUACCAUUGCUGUUGGGUGGAAGCAGAGGCAGGUCUGGAAGAGCAGUGAGCAGAUGAGAGUAGUGCGCCUGCCCCCUGAGUCCAGAGGCCCUGAAGGAGAGACACAGGUCUUAGAGCAAAGAUGCAAAAGAAGUAGAGGCACGCACCUCCACAUCCUGCUAGCUUCUUGCUGUUUAUCACCCUUGGCUCCAGAGGGCAGUCAGAGCUGUAGUUGAGGGGACACUUAAGCCAGGGAAAGGCCACCCCUCAAUCCCCCUCCCCUGCUCUGCUCCUAGAAGCAAGAGAGGCUUUGUGGGGCACCCUGUGCUGGGUGUGUCUGAUUUUAUUUUCUUCCCUUUGCUUUUCCUGCCACUUACUAGCCCACCCUCAACUCACCCAUCCUCUCUCUCGUGAUCCCACCGGAAGUUUAUAUUUUCUCAGAGGCCUUCUUAUCUACUCCAACUCCUCUCCCUUUCUGUCUUCUUUCCCAUUUAAAACAAGAGAAGAAAAAGGGGGAGAAAGGGGGUCCCAUGGUGGCCUGAACAGUGUUCUGUGAAAAUCUGGCUCCCAGUGGGGUUUACAGAAGCCCCCUCCCCCAAGCCUGGCUUCCGCUCCCCGGGUCAGGGCUUAGGGGCCACAUCACCAACUGCUGCAUUUGUUGUAUUUUUUUAGGUUGAAAUUGAAGUUAACAUUUUUAUUGUAAUUUUAGCCUUAGCGUGUGGGGUUUUGUCCCUUUUUUGUUAGCCAUGUACAGAAUGUGUAUCUUUUUUUUUCUUCUUCUUCUUCUUUUUUUCUUUUUCUUUUUUUUUUUUAUUCUCUCCUUGGCUAAGCCUUGGCAGGGAUCUUUUUGGAGGAAAAGCUGGAGGCAGCCAGGGCAGGAGAGGCAUGGAUGGAUCCCCUUGUGGACCUGGUGUUUGCUGCCCAGCUCACUUUCUUCUCGUUGGCCUCUGCCUGUCCCUGGGCCUCUGGGACAAAGGAGGGGUAAGCUGUCAAACUUUACUCCCCACGGGCAAAUGUUCCACAUCUCACCACAGGAUUGAGCUGAAAGUCUGAGAGCCCAAAGUCAAGUUUCUGAGAACAGCCCAGAAACGGUGGGUCCUCCUGGUCCCGGUUCACAGUACUCACCACCCCCCACCCCCAGGUUCCUUCCUUGGCAUACAUAGCUGGCUUAGAGUAUCCGACACUUCAAUCGCAGCUUCCUGCAGCCACCCCCUCUGCAGGCAAAGUUGGAAGGAAAAGGUGAGGUGGGGGCAUGAAGGGGACGUUUUUCAGAGGUAGUCUGAGGCUGAGUGUAUGGCUUCACCCAGGAGGGAGCCUGGGGGUGCCGGAGGCUAACAGCACCGCCUCCCUGGUCUAUGAAUGUGCAGCAGCGUCCUCCAGCUGUGCGGUCCUAGGAUCAGACUUGGGGCUCUGCUUUUGAAGUGGCUAAUAAGCCACUUUCUGCCCCACACCUAAGCUUUAGGCAAGGAGCAAGGCUUAUAAGCAGGUCACACAAGAUUGAAAAUGAGUGACCCAUCUUCCCAGACACCCUUCUCCAAGUCUGCCCUGGAGACCAGCUGUGGCUUCACCACCACCACCACCACUUGGCUCCUUCUGGGGCCUCUGAUUUGUUGUAUUAUAGUAUAUUUCGCUGUGGAAAAUGUCAUGUUUAGUCACCUUGGAGCCCACUCGCCUGGUCCCAUUGUUUCCCUGUUCCUUGUCCCAAGCACCCUUUAAUUUCUCUUAUUUCUGAGAACAGUACACCCGUUCAUCUAUUGUAGAGUAACCCCUGUGACUCAAUAUUACCAUAGUGCAAUGUCGUUUUGUGCUAUUUUGAACAAUUAAAAGACUUUUUUUGAAAUAAC